Paramacrobiotus metropolitanus is the source of this 2725-nucleotide messenger RNA. Its product is annotated as cyclin-dependent kinase 18-like. The transcript has 14 exons. NCBI's taxonomy places the organism in Eukaryota, Metazoa, Tardigrada, Eutardigrada, Parachela, Macrobiotidae. Gene Ontology annotation, biological process: protein phosphorylation. The record is from RefSeq and is a predicted model, not a curated record. The coding region runs from base 555 to 2246 and encodes 563 amino acids. Gene Ontology annotation, cellular component: nucleus; cytoplasm. Gene Ontology annotation, molecular function: ATP binding; protein kinase activity.
GUCAGUAUUAUGCCUUUAAUUGCAAAAGUCAACCGUAAUGAAAAAGGGCCUCUGGGUAAUUCAAAGCCGGCAGUCAAUGAAGCUUAUGUACGUCGAAGAGCGAAGCAUGCCAUACGAAUUGUACACAAUUAUCCUUCGCCGUCGUUAAGGACACUGCCGGUUAUAUUAACGUUAAUCCAGGUUACGCAUUAAGUAAGCUAUCCGAUUCCUGGUUGCAUUUAAAAUUCCACAGGAACAGGGAUGCUAUGUUGGCCAUGGCUUCUCUAGAGCGUUAACGAUAUGAUUGUACGGCAUUCUCUAUGCAGCGAAAUUGAAAUUACAUGAUUUAUAGGCCAUUCCGUCAAUUUGGAUGAUAUGUAAUCGUGUGACAUUGACGUUGGGCAUGUUUGACUGUAUCCAACUUUUCCUCUGGCUGAAGUCACUGGACCUCGCAGUGCCGAUGCUUCGUUGUUUGACAAGCUGCUCUUAUCGGUUGAUGACUGGGAAAAGUGUAUCACGUAUUUUCUGAGCUCAAACAGAAAGGCCUCUCAUAUCAGUCGACCUUUUUAUCGCACAUGACACUACAUGAGAAUUUGAAAAAUACUUCGCGUACAGUUUUCGGAAGGAUUAUCUGCAGUUGUUAUCCCUGCAUUUUUUUCGUUUCGAAUUGCUGCAAAUAUCUGAGCCUGUUGGAUGCUACUGGUACUAAAACUUACAGAUUUUGUUUUUUUGGUUUUAAUGUCGGUUUACAAAAACAGGUUACGAAAAUGAAACGGUUGCGACGACGAUUGAAAGCGGCUCUUUACAGCCGAGAGAACAGAGUGGAGGAAGAAGUAACAACCACCACUUUCCAUGUUAGCCACAUGCAUUUCGGUGAUCACCGUUCCCGGGAAAACGGUGUUGUUCCCGAAUAUCCACCGUGUCCUUAUGGCUCCGAUGGAGAAAGCGAGGGUUUGUCAGGAGGCUCGGAAGAAAUUGUGUCCUCACCAAAUACAACCACUAUUUCCACCGAGCAUGUCGUAAUGAGACGUCGUCCCAGAACUUUGCGGAAUGGUGACACAUCGUUAACCGAAACACCGGGGCUUUGUAAUAACGCCAGGCGGUGGAACGCUCAGGAUAUAUCCAAGCGUCUGUCUUUACCGGCAGAACUGAAUGUUCCUGAAAGUUUCAUCGCUCGGCACAUUGGACCAGACAGCCCAUUGGAUGGUCCACUGACCCGCAAGCUACGGCGCACCAGUUUAUCUGAGCUGGGAUUUGGCAAAUUGGAAACAUACCUCAAACUGGAGCGACUGGGCGAAGGAACAUACGCUACAGUGUACAAAGGCAAAAGCCGCCUAACCGACGGUCUUGUGGCAUUAAAAGAAAUUAGAUUGGAGCACGAUGAGGGUGCCCCCUGCACGGCCAUCCGUGAAGUUUCCUUGCUGCGCGACCUUCGACACGCCAAUAUUGUAACCUUGCAUGACAUUAUCCACAGCGAAAAGUCGCUGGUACUAGUCUUUGAAUAUUUGGAAAGCGAUCUCAAAUCUUAUAUGGAACGCUACAACAACUACAUCAACCUCAAAAAUAUUCGACUGUUCCUCUUGCAACUACUGCGCGGUCUGAAUUACUGCCACAAACGUCGAGUAUUACACAGGGAUUUGAAACCGCAGAAUUUAUUGAUUAGUGAUCGCGGCGAGCUAAAGUUAGCCGAUUUUGGACUGGCCCGAGCGAAAUCUGUUCCAACCAAAACAUUCUCCAAUGAAGUUGUCACCUUAUGGUAUCGGCCGCCGGAUAUUCUUUUGGGCGCCACAGAUUACACGACGCACAUUGACAUGUGGGGUGUGGGAUGUAUAUUCUAUGAAAUGGCCACUGGUCGCCCAAUGUUUCCCGGCUCGACAACCGAAGAUGAAAUGCAUUUAAUCUUCAAGAUGUUGGGCACACCCACGGAGGGCGAAUGGCCCCAUAUCCAGGAAAGCGAGGAGUUUAAAGCCCUGGGAUUGCCCUUCUAUGAGCCGCAGCCCCUCAUCAACCAGGUUCCCCGACUGGACUUGGAUGGCCUCGAUCUGAUCACUCGUUUUCUCUGUUAUAAUGUGCGCCAGCGGAUAACUGCCGGUGACGCAAUGCGUCAUCCCUACUUCCGACCGUUGGGCCCGUCCAUUCUGCAGCUUGACGACACCGCUUCCAUAUUCUCAUUACCCAAUAUUGCGAUGGAGCGGGAGAACACCUUACACUACUCUGUGCCAAGCUCAUCACAUGGAAAGCCUCGCAGACAAAGCAUGCUGCUGUGAUUAUCAAUGACGCAGGCAGAGUGCAAUACGAAAAUUUAUUAUCGGAUGGAGAUGUCAGAUCUACUCAGGCAUUCCGUGCUUCAUUAUAGCGGAAAGAGGAGCACUGACGAUGCAGCUGCAAGGAUCCUGCCAAACAAUAUUUGCUCGCUUAGAAAGAUGUAAAAACAUAUCUCGCUCAAAUAGAUGGUUUUUUGCUGCCCUUCGAUUGCCAAAAAUCCGAAUGUGAAUUGUGAACUGAAUGACUGCAUCACCGUGUUUUUGCAUGGUUUCGUCGUUAGAGUAUACCACCGGACUUUCUGUUUUACCGUUUUAUUUCUAUGUAUCGAAAACUCAAGAUCUCGUUAUUAGUAGCCGUGCCUUGGAAUAAUCUGGCUGCUUAGGAAACGCAUGGUUUUGUUUGUUAUUUUUUGUUAUUUCAGAUAUAGAAGUAAAGAAACAGUUUGCCAUAAAUUCACAAUUGGUAAAUCAUUAAAAUCAAA